AUGGAAUUGAUUGCUCUAGAGAAUGAUUAUUUUCUUGUCAAGUUUGGGUCGGAUGAGGAUCUCGCAUUUGCUAUGUUCGAGGGUCCCUGGAUGAUUCUCGACCAUUAUCUGAUCGUGAAAGAGUGGGUUCCAAACUUCGACCCUAUGUCUGAUGCUACUGAAAAGGUUCUGGUCUGGGUUCGGUUUUCGAAUCUUCCCGUUGAAUAUUACAACCUCCUCACAAUGCGUAAGAUCGGAAACAAGUUGGGCAGGACUGUUCGGAUUGAUCAUACUACGAGUCUAGUCUCGAGGGGCAAGUUCGCUCGUGUUUGCAUUGAAAUUGAUAUUACAAAGCCCCUUAUUUCCAGGUUCACUUUAGAGGAGAAGGUGUGGCAGGUGGCAUACGAGGGUAUGCAUCUAGUGUGUUUCUCAUGUGGUCUUUAUGGCCACCGAAAGGAAGCUUGUCCUCUGCUUCGACAGAAUGCUACAGAUGCUGAUCAGGAACCGCCGGGAAGGGAGGGUGCAACUUCCAGUGGUGAUUCUGGGAAAUCUCAUACGAACGGAGGGCGUGCUCGUGCCCAGUCGAUUUCGCCGUCUAAUGCUCCUUAUGGGCCGUGGAUGAUUGUUACUAGAAAGGAGCGUCAACCACCUGGCCGGCCAGGGAAUCAAGGCCGACAAGGCGACAAAUCGGCUCAGUAG
Ipomoea triloba (trilobed morning glory) is the source of this 678-nucleotide messenger RNA. RefSeq lists its product as uncharacterized. The record is from RefSeq and is a predicted model, not a curated record. Gene Ontology annotation, molecular function: nucleic acid binding; zinc ion binding. Bases 1 to 678 code for a protein of 225 amino acids. Lineage: Eukaryota; Viridiplantae; Streptophyta; Magnoliopsida; Solanales; Convolvulaceae. The transcript has a single exon.